CUGUAUACGCUCAUAUACCACCAACCACCUAAUAUAUUCACUUCGUUGGAUAUCCCGAUAUCGACACCGACGGCGCAUAUCCGCACCGUGUUUCUAGAGCAUGCCGCGCACGAUCCCACAAUGACGCUCUCGCCCUCUCUCGACGCGCUCAUAACGCGCCUAAACUCGUUCGACGUGCGCACCGUCUUCAUCCGGUUCGGGCAGCAGACGGUCGAAUCUUGCGAUUAUUGCCACAGCCUCGAAGAUUUCGCGAUGAUCGCUUUCCCCAGACCGCUCCUCGAAUACGUCCGCGAGGCGUUCGUCGUGGGGCUCCUCACCACGCGCGGAAGCGGGCACGAAAGCCGACGCUCCCUCUCCAUCGCGUUGCUUAUAUCCCUCGCAAUCGGAGAGGCCUACUGGCUCUACACCGUCCCAAUAUCUCUGCAAGAAAAUAGCGACAUCGUGUUCAUGUGGCACGAUCUCCUCUGGAUCCUCCGCCACAUCCUAUUCCUCACCCUCCUGCCCGUCCUGCACCUCCUCCCGAUAAACGCCUCCUCGCCGCCGCUGAGCGCGAGCCUCCGCGUCGCUUCGACCACGACCGACAUGGCCCACGCACGCACGCGUCUGUUGCGCUACACGCGCGGCGCGGCGCUCCGCGACCCAAAUCUGCGCGGGCGCGCGCUCGCGUACUGGAGGAACGAGAAGCGGGUGGGCGAUUGGGUCCGGGGGGACGAGGCGGUGCGGAAGGCUGCGGACGAGAUGAAGCUCGGGUUCAGAGAGAAGGGAGAG
Heterobasidion irregulare TC 32-1 is the source of this 768-nucleotide messenger RNA. RefSeq lists its product as uncharacterized. Lineage: Eukaryota; Fungi; Basidiomycota; Agaricomycetes; Russulales; Bondarzewiaceae. The transcript has 3 exons. The annotation marks the transcript as partial. The record is from RefSeq and is a predicted model, not a curated record.